AUGCAAUUGUUCCGCGUGGAGAGGCCCCCAGGAGUUAAGGCGCCGGCGGAUCGACUUGUGCUUUUUGUUGGCGAUGGAUUGCGCGCAGACAAGGCUUUCCAGUCGCAUCCCGAACCGUUCCCUGAAACCGAAGCCGACGAGGUCCCGAGACCACUCGCGCCCUUCUUACGUUCGCGUGUGCUAGAGCAUGGCACCUUUGGCGUUUCCCAUACGAGAGUGCCCACCGAAUCCCGCCCUGGACAUGUCGCUCUGAUUGCAGGCCUUUACGAGGAUGUUUCUGCUGUUGCGACUGGCUGGAAAUUGAAUCCGGUCAACUUCGAUAGCGUCUUUAAUAGAAGUGCGCAUACAUGGAGUUGGGGUAGUCCUGAUAUUCUACCCAUGUUUCAACAUGGCGCUACUCCUGGUAGGAUAGAUGCGGACUACUAUGAUGCAGAGUUCGAGGACUUUUCCAAGGAUGCGCUUGAGCUAGAUAUUUAUGUAUUCGAUCACGUCAAGGAGGUUUUUGCUGCCGCGCAAAAGAAUAAGACCCUAAAUGAUGCUCUAAGGCAAGAGAAAGUCGUCUUCUUCUUACACCUUCUGGGAUUGGACACGACUGGUCAUUCAUAUCGACCAUACUCAAAAGAAUACCUUAGAAAUAUUAAAGUCGUCGACCAAGGCGUCAAGGAGAUUACGGAGCUAAUACAGAAGUUCUACGGUGACGACAGGACGGCCUUCGUAUUUACGGCUGACCAUGGUAUGAGCGAUUGGGGGAGUCAUGGAGACGGCCACCCGGAUAACACCAGGACCCCUCUCAUCGCAUGGGGCUCAGGCGUAGCAAAGCCGUCUGUGUAUUCAGGCACCAUUGCUCCUGGUCACGAUGAAUACUCGUCAGAUUGGAAUUUAGACCAAAUCAAGAGAAAUGACGUACAACAAGCGGAUGUUGCUGCUCUGAUGGCUUACUUGAUCGGUGUUGAGUUCCCUGCGAACUCCGUAGGGGAACUUCCACUCUCAUACCUGUCUGCAAGCAUCAAAGAAAAGGCUGAGGCAUCUCUAGUGAAUGCACAGGAGAUCCUAGAGAUGUAUAAAGUGAAAGAGAACAGCAAGAAGGCAACGGAAAUAAGAUACCGGCCUUAUAAACCCUUAAGCGAGGAGAGCGGUUCAUCCCCCGAAAGUCGAGUGUCCUCUAUUAGAAAGUUAAUCGAUAAUGGGAACUUUGAAGAGGCUAUCGAGGAGUCUGCAGCAUUGAUGAAAAUUGGACUGGAAGGAAUGCGCUAUUUGCAGACUUAUGACUGGCUAUUCUUGAGAGCUCUCAUUACCAUUGGCUAUUUUGGGUGGAUGGCGUACGCCUUGACAACUGUUUUGGAUCUACAUGUGUUGCAAGGUACCGCCCAGCCCUCGAGGAAUCUUGCUGGAGCAAUUGUCUUCUCCUCGAUCCUUGUUACACUUUACGCAUCAUUCAUCAUAUCCCACUCGCCCGUCACCUACUACGCCUAUGCAUUCUUUCCCGUAUUUUUCUGGGAAGAAGUUUACGCUCGUAGAGACAGCUUGCUUAGGGGAAGACAAGCCUUAUUUGGGCACAUCAAAUCCGGCCCCAAUAUUAUAUCUCUCUUGCUCAACGCAGUCAUUUAUGUUGGCAUCAUCGUAUCGCUGGCAUUUGGAUACAUUCAUCGCGAAAUCUUUACCGUCUUAUAUAUCAUAGGAGCAUUAUAUCCUUUGACUUCGGGGAUAUCUUUCCUCCGGAAGUAUUGGGUUCUCUCUGCUACCUGGUUUGUAUCAUGCCUGUUAAUGAGCGUUUUCACUUUACUACCAGCAAUGAAAAUCGAAAACAUACCCCUCAUCGUUAUUGGUGGUGCGUUGAUGGUUGUUGUUGGCAUUGUGUACCUGAUCUUCGAAGAUAAAUUCCUAGCGACUUCUUCGAGUCCGAGGAAAGACAGCACAUUGCAGAAGGGCAAUGAAAUUUCCCGAACUUUAAUCGGGAUCCAGGUCGGGCUUAUCAUACUCGCUAUGGUCGUAACUCGGAGCAGUGCUCUAUCACUUCAAGCAAAGCAGGGAUUACCUCGCGGAAAUCAAGCUGUGGGAUGGCUGGUGCUGGUAAUAUCUUUUUUGAUGCCUAUUGCUCAUCGACUUCAACCCAACCACCAUUAUCUUCAUAGGCUACUGGUUAUUUUUCUCACUUGCGCGCCAACUUUCGUCAUCCUCACCAUCUCUUACGAGGGUCUCUUUUACUUCGCGUUCAGCCUGUUACUAGUUACCUGGGUACGGUUGGAGCACCACACCUACGAAUUCCUAAAGUCGAAUAGAAAAGCAUCGAUAGAAGGUAAAGACGCCAACAAGACAUCAGCCGAGGCAGUAUCCAAGUUCCGACCACUGGUUCUAUCGGAUGCCCGUGUAGCCUUGUUCUUCUUCAUUCUUCUUCAGUCGGCCUUCUUCAGCACCGGAAAUAUCGCGUCUAUUUCUUCAUUUAGUUUAGACAGCGUAAAUCGACUCCUCCCAGUAUUUGACCCCUUUUCCCAGGGGGCACUUCUAAUUCUCAAAAUCAUGAUCCCAUUUGCGCUGAUAUCAGCAAACCUAGGGAUUCUCAAUAAGAGAAUCGGGGUAGCGCCAUCGGCACUUUUUAUGGUCGCAAUGGCCUUGAGUGACAUACUAACACUCUACUUCUUCUGGGUAGUGAAAGACGAGGGCUCGUGGCUUGAGAUAGGAUCAACAAUUAGUCACUUUGCCAUAGCCAGUCUUCUCUGCGUAUUCGUCGCCGCUCUAGAAGGUGUGAGUGCAUUGUUUAUCGCAGGCGUCGAGGUGAACACUUCGCACGAGGCGGCGACUACGAGCAACGGAAAGAUAGGGGAAACUCUGAUAGAGACGACGAACGGGGGGACUAAGGAACAAAAAACGGACGCUCCUAGAUGA
Daldinia caldariorum is the source of this 2883-nucleotide messenger RNA. RefSeq names its product PigN-domain-containing protein. Gene Ontology annotation, molecular function: mannose-ethanolamine phosphotransferase activity. The transcript is spliced from 5 exons. Lineage: Eukaryota; Fungi; Ascomycota; Sordariomycetes; Xylariales; Hypoxylaceae. Gene Ontology annotation, biological process: GPI anchor biosynthetic process. Gene Ontology annotation, cellular component: endoplasmic reticulum membrane. The record is from RefSeq and is a predicted model, not a curated record. The coding region runs from base 1 to 2883 and encodes 960 amino acids.